AUGUCUGUGGAUUUCAAGUUUUCCGACGUCGUUUCCGGCAAUUCCGGCAAUUGUUUCCGUCAAUCGAGAGGGCCUUUGCGAUUGCUUCUGGUGAAACUAUGGACAUUUGAAGGAUGUGUUGUAGCUAUUUCUGAAUGGCUUAAAUAUGUUGACAAAGAACCAUGCAGGACUUCUUCGCAUACCGGAUAUAAAUGGGUAAUGGAUGUUUUAAAUGGUCAUAAGGUAAGGUGCCAUGAACAAUUUAAGAUGGAAAAACAUGUCUUUAUAAAAUUGGUAGAGACACUUACAGGUUCAUAUGGUUUGAAAGAAGUUGGAGAUAUACCAUUAGUUGAGGCAUUAUCAAUGUUCCUCAUCGUUUUAGGUCAUGGGUUCACUAAUAGAAUGGUCCAAGAAAGGUUCCAACAUUCUGGUGAGACGGUGUCAAAGUGGUUUGGGAUAAUGUUAGAUGUUGUUUGUCGCAUGGCUAGUGAUAUCAUAAGUCCACAAGACGCACAAUUUAGGAGAGUUCCGGAUAAAAUUAAAGAUGAUGAUCGAUAUUGGCCAUAUUUCAAAGAUUGCAUAGGGGCAAUUGAUGGUGCUGCUCACGAUGCACGAAUAUUCAUGGAAGCUUUACGAAGACCAAUUUUAAAGUUUCCUCAUCCACCUACAGGUAAAUAUUAUCUAGUGGAUGCAGGCUAUCCACAAAUCAAAGGAUAUUUAGGGCCAUAUAGGGGUGAGCGAUAUCAUCUUCCUGAUUUUCGACGUGGAAGUCAACCAAGAGGGAAGAAAGAAAUAUUUAACCACAGGCAUUCUUCCCUAAGAUGCACAAUCGAAAGAACUUUUGGUGUUUGGAAAAAUCGUUGGAGAAUGAUAAGACAAAUGCAUAACUUUCCUAUGUAA
Prunus armeniaca (apricot) is the source of this 879-nucleotide messenger RNA. The record is from the annotation of a GenBank genome assembly. Lineage: Eukaryota; Viridiplantae; Streptophyta; Magnoliopsida; Rosales; Rosaceae.